Colletes gigas is the source of this 1520-nucleotide messenger RNA. It is a transcript of the gene Atg6, whose product is annotated as beclin-1-like protein. The coding region runs from base 89 to 1381 and encodes 430 amino acids. The transcript is spliced from 4 exons. Gene Ontology annotation, biological process: autophagosome assembly; late endosome to vacuole transport; autophagy. Lineage: Eukaryota; Metazoa; Arthropoda; Insecta; Hymenoptera; Colletidae. Gene Ontology annotation, cellular component: phosphatidylinositol 3-kinase complex, class III, type I; phagophore assembly site; phosphatidylinositol 3-kinase complex, class III, type II. The record is from RefSeq and is a predicted model, not a curated record.
CUUCCAAGCGUCAAAUGCGUAUUUAUAAAUAACGUGGCGUACGAGUGCAUAACGAGUUGAAGUUACUUUUGAGUAACGAAACGUUAGAAUGGUAGAUAUGAAAACUAACGUGAGUUUCGCAUGUCAGCGAUGUCUACAACCUCUGCGAUUAGAUCCGAGUUUCUAUCAUCUCGGAGAACAUACGAUAGCAGAACUUUCACUUCCCAUUCAACAACAAGUGACUGGAGACAUUGAACCCCACAGUGGAAGUAUAGAAAAUUUAGUUCCGCCAUUUAGAUUGACAGAAUCCGCAAAUGGAAAUAAUGGAUUUAUGUUAGUUGGGGAUGCUGGAGAAACAGAGACCCUCAGUCAUCAUUUAAAGGUACGAGCAACAUUGUUUGAUAUUCUUAGUAGUAGUAGCUCUGCUGACCACCCUUUGUGCGAUGAGUGCACGGAUAGCCUGUUGUUGUUGGUGGAUCAACAGUUAAGAAUGAACGAAGCAGAGUGGUCAGAUUACAAUGAAUACUUAAAAAAGUUAGAAAUAGAGCAGCAACAACAGGGUCAUGAAGAUGAAGAGAUGGAAUCUCUUACCAAAGAACUACAGGAUGUCAAGUCUGAGGAAGAGAGAAUGAUAAGUGAAUUAGAAGCAUUGAGGAAGGAAGAAAUUGCAACUAGGAAUGCGAUAGCGCAACAAGAAAAGGAAAGGGAACGAUUACAAAGAGAGGAAGAAAGGUAUUGGAAGGAAUAUUCAAAACAUAAGAGAGAUCUCAUAUUAGCAGAAGAUGAAUAUCGUAGUCUGGAGUGUCAAUUAGCCUAUGCAGCUUCUCAGCUAGAAAGAUUGAAGAAAACAAAUGUUUUCAAUGCUACAUUUCAUAUCUGGCACUCAGGACAUUUUGGAACUAUAAAUUCCUUCCGUUUAGGCAGAUUGCCAAGCGUGCCUGUUGAUUGGAGCGAAAUAAAUGCUGCUUGGGGUCAGACUACCUUACUAUUAACAGCACUAGCUCGAAAAAUGAAUCUCACGUUCAAACGUUUUCGUUUAGUGCCAUUCGGUAAUCACAGUUACGUCGAAGCUCUAGACCAACACCGGGAACUUCCGCUAUACGGAAGCGGAGGAUUUAAAUUUUUAUGGGAUACAAAAUUUGAUGCAGGAAUGGUAGCUUUUCUCGACUGUUUGCAACAGUUUAAGGAACAGGUGGAAAAAGGGGACAGUGGAUUCUGCCUCCCGUACAGAAUGGAUCGCGGUAAAAUAGAAGAUUCCGCAACAGGCAACUCUUAUUCUAUCAAAAUUCAAUUUAAUUCGGAAGAACAGUGGACCAAGGCACUGAAGUUCCUCCUGACUAAUUUGAAAUGGGGUCUUGCUUGGGUCAGUUCCCAGUUCACAAAAGACGAGGCUGAGCAUUAAUUCAACAUCAGUUUAUCUGAAUUCAUCCAGUCUUAUUAUACAUCUCUUUCACGUUCACUUAUGUACAUACACGUUAUUUGUAAAUAAACUCAGUUAGAGGAUAAUCCUUUUAUUUAGACUCUGAUCAGUAAUACGUAUU